Molecule: messenger RNA, 3256 nt
Organism: Cynocephalus volans (Philippine flying lemur)
Lineage: Eukaryota; Metazoa; Chordata; Mammalia; Dermoptera; Cynocephalidae
Gene: MTHFD1L
Product: methylenetetrahydrofolate dehydrogenase (NADP+ dependent) 1 like
Exons: 29
Coding region: 1-2931 (976 amino acids)
Biological process (GO): tetrahydrofolate interconversion
Cellular component (GO): cytosol; mitochondrion
Molecular function (GO): formate-tetrahydrofolate ligase activity; methylenetetrahydrofolate dehydrogenase (NADP+) activity; ATP binding
Source: RefSeq, a predicted model, not a curated record
AUGAGCGCGCGCCUGCCGUGCGUCCUGCGCCCGUUCUGCCGCCUGCCGCCGCCCCGGAGCCCGCCGCGCCGCCUCCGUGUGCCCUGUCGCGCCAGCGGCGGCGGCGGGGGAUGUGGCGGCCGGGAGGGCCUGCUCGGGCAGCGGCGGCUGCAGGAUGGCCGGUCCCGGAGCAGCUGCAGCCCCGGCAGCCGGGCGCCCCCGGUGCGGGACUCCAUCGUCAGAGAAGUCAUUCAGAAUUCAAAAGAAGUCCUGAGUUUAUUGCAAGAAAAAAACCCUGCCUUUAAGCCAGUUCUUGCUAUUAUCCAGGCAGGUGAGGACCACUUGAUGCAGGAAAUAAACCAGAACUUGGCUGAGGAGGCUGGUCUGAACAUCACUCACAUUUGCCUCCCUCCAGAUAGCAGUGAAGAUGAGAUUGUAGAUGAAAUCUUGAAGAUUAGUGAAGACAUCACAGUACAUGGCCUUGCCCUUCAGAUCUCUGAGAACUCAUUUAGCAACAAAGUCCUCAAUGCCUUGAAACCAGAAAAGGAUGUGGAUGGAGUAACAGAUGUAAACCUGGGGAAGUUGGUACGCGGGGAUGCUCCUGAAUGUUUUGUUUCACCUGUUGCCAAAGCUGUAAUUGAACUUCUUGAAAAAUCAGUCGGUGUCAACUUAGAUGGAAAGAAGAUCUUGGUCAUAGGGGCCCAUGGAACUUUGGAAGCUGCCAUCCAAUGCCUAUUCCAAAGAAGAGGGUCCAUGACAAUGAGCUCCCAGUGGAAGACACCUCAACUGCAAAGCAAGUUUCACGAGGCUGACAUCGUGGUCUUAGGCUCACCUAAGCCAGAAGAGAUUCCCCUUACUUGGAUACAACCAGGAACUACUGUUCUCAAUUGCUCCCAUGAGUUCCUGUCAGGGAAGGUUGGAUGUGAUUCCCCUGGGGCACAUUUUAGUGGACUCACUGAGGAAGAUGUGAGUGUCCUUGCUGCAGCUCUGCGGAUUCAGAACAUGGUCAGUAGUGGAAGAAGAUGGCUUCGUGAACAGCAGCACAGGAGCUGGAGACUCCACUGCUUGAAACUUCAGCCUCUCUCCCCUGUGCCAAGUGAUAUUGAGAUUUCAAGAGGACAGACUCCAAAAGCCGUGAAUGUGCUUGCCAAGGAGAUAGGAUUGCUUGCAGAUGAAAUUGAAAUCUACGGCAGAAACAAAGCCAAAGUGCGUUUGUCCGUGCUAGAAAGGUUAAAGAACCAAGCAGAUGGAAAAUACGUCUUAGUUGCUGGGAUCACACCCACGCCUCUUGGAGAAGGGAAGAGUACGGUCACAGUUGGGCUCGUGCAGGCACUGACCGCGCACCUGAACAUCAAUUCCUUUGCCUGUCUGAGGCAGCCUUCCCAAGGACCGACUUUUGGAGUGAAAGGAGGAGCUGCGGGUGGUGGCUACGCCCAGGUCAUUCCCAUGGAAGAGUUCAACCUUCACUUGACUGGGGACAUCCACGCCAUUACCGCUGCCAAUAACUUGCUGGCUGCUGCUAUUGACACAAGGAUUUUGCAUGAAAACACCCAGACAGACAAGGCUCUGUAUAAUCGGCUGGUUCCUUUAGUGAAUGCUGUCAGAGAAUUUUCAGAAAUUCAACUUGCUCGGCUAAAAAAACUGGGAAUAAACAAGACUGAUCCAAGCACGUUGACAGAAGAGGAAAUGUGUCGCUUCGCCCGUCUCAACAUCGACCCUCCCACCAUCACAUGGCAGAGAGUAUUGGAUACAAAUGACCGAUUUCUGCGAAAAAUAACGAUCGGGCAAGCAAGCACCGAAAAGGGGUAUUCCCGGCAGGCGCAGUUUGACAUCGCUGUGGCCAGUGAGAUCAUGGCAGUGCUGGCCCUGACUGACAGCCUCACAGACAUGAAGGAGAGGCUGGGAAGAAUGGUGGUGGCCAGUGACAAAGGCGGGCAGCCUGUGACCGCAGACGAUUUGGGGGUGACAGGUGCCUUGACAGUUUUGAUGAAAGAUGCAAUAAAACCAAAUCUGAUGCAGACCCUAGAAGGAACACCUGUAUUUGUGCACGCUGGCCCCUUUGCUAACAUCGCUCACGGCAACUCUUCAGUGUUGGCUGACAAAAUUGCCCUGAAACUUGUUGGUGAGGAAGGAUUUGUAGUGACGGAAGCUGGCUUUGGUGCUGAUAUUGGAAUGGAGAAGUUUUUCAACAUCAAGUGCCGAGCUUCUGGCUUGGUACCCAAUGUGGUUGUGUUGGUGGCAACCGUGCGAGCUCUGAAGAUGCAUGGGGGUGGCCCAAGUGUAACUGCUGGUGUUCCUCUUAAGAAAGAAUAUACAGAGGAGAACAUCCAGCUGGUGGCGGACGGCUGCUGUAACCUGCAGAAGCAAAUUCAGAUCGCUCAGCUCUUCGGGGUUCCCGUUGUGGUGGCUCUGAAUGUCUUCAAGACCGACACCCGCGCUGAGAUUGACUUGGUGUGUGAGCUCGCAAAGCAGGCUGGUGCCUUUGAUGCGGUCCCCUGCUAUCACUGGUCGGUUGGUGGAAGAGGAUCAGUAGACUUGGCUUGGGCUGUGAGAGAAGCUGCCAGUCAAAGAAGCCGUUUCCAAUUCUUGUAUGAAGUUCAGCUUCCAAUUGUGAAAAAGAUAAGAACCAUUGCCCAGGCUGUCUAUGGAGCCAAAGAUAUCGAACUCUCUCCUGAGGCACAGUCCAAAAUAGAUCGUUAUACUCAACAGGGUUUUGGAAAUUUGCCCAUCUGCAUGGCAAAGACCCACCUUUCUCUCUCUCACCAACCUGACAAAAAAGGUGUGCCGAGGGAUUUCAUUUUACCUAUCAGUGAUGUCCGGGCCAGCAUAGGCGCUGGGUUCAUUUACCCUUUGGUCGGAACGAUGAGCACGAUGCCAGGACUGCCCACUCGGCCCUGCUUUUAUGAUAUAGAUCUUGAUACAGACACAGAGCAAGUUAAAGGCUUAUUCUAAGUGAAUGAGACUCUCCCAAGACCCAAUUUCAGGUUCCUGAAACACAAAGUGCUCCUUGCCUUUUUGCUGUAAUUGGAGAAGAAAGUGAAUUUGAAAUAUGCCUGUUAUGCAAUGUUAGAGAAAUGGCGAAAUAGGGCAGAGAUUUCUUCUUCGUUCAAGACAGAUUCUGUUUGCGUCAGAGUGUAGUGUUCAGCAAAAGGACCUCCACCAAGUCUGGAAGAGACUAAUUUAUUUUCUGUUUCUGCAGAGUUUACAUUAUUUCCGACUGCAUAUACUUUAGAAUGUUUAUUUUAUGGGGACCAAGGGAUUAAAAGAGUAUGAACUG